Caenorhabditis elegans is the source of this 1484-nucleotide messenger RNA. RefSeq names its product Glycosyltransferase family 92 protein (gene gtnt-10). The record is from RefSeq and is marked reviewed. Gene Ontology annotation, molecular function: glycosyltransferase activity. Gene Ontology annotation, cellular component: membrane. The transcript has 9 exons. The coding region runs from base 14 to 1408 and encodes 464 amino acids. NCBI's taxonomy places the organism in Eukaryota, Metazoa, Nematoda, Chromadorea, Rhabditida, Rhabditidae.
AUCUCAUCUAUAAAUGGAUAAUAGGAAAUUUUACGUGUUUUUAAUAACAUUUUCUUCAAUUUUCGCAUUAUUUUAUUUUGCCAGCUCGGGUCGUAACGUGCAGCAAGUUCAACAAUUGGCUUAUUCUGAUAAAGAGAGUUUGACAAUAAACACUGAUCAAAUCAAUUCUUCAUUUCCCAUCAAGUUUUAUCAUAAUGCAUAUGUGGAUUACAGAUAUGAAACCCCACGGCUUCGAAUUUUCGCUCUCAGUCGUUGUAUCACUAAAAAAGACUUUCUAUCGGUCGAUUUAUUCUACGAAGGGAUUGAAAUUCCAACAAAUCUGAAAGUCUACGGAGAAUCUCUAGAAGGUAGCUGCCCAUCAACUUAUGGUCCUGCUAAACCAUGUUUCUACGUGGCUCACACAUUUUUUGCGAAUAUUACAGUGACUGGUGGCUUGAACAAGGUUACAAUAAAUUUGGGCAAUCGAAAAGUAAACCUGACUGUGAAGGAAAUUGAUAAAAGAUAUGAAAAGGGAUUAACUAUGUGCCUGCAACCUGUUUAUUAUUACUCCCAGUGGCAGAAUAUUGUGCUGUAUAUUGAAGCAUGGAAAGCUCACGGAGCAUCUAGAUUUAUAGUUUUCUUUCAUUCAGCUACAAAAGAUACGUGGAAAGUUUUGGAUUAUUAUAGGAACUUGGGAAUUCUCGAGAUCCGAUCUUGGCCCAGUUUUGGAAAUCUCCCAGUGCAAAUUGCUGACAAAUAUCCAAAAAUUGAUGAUAGUGUAUUCAUAUUCUCAUACUUUUUGGCUAUGAAUCUAUGUAUCCUUGACAUUAAAACUACCAUAGGAACAGUUGCCGAUUUCGAUGAAGUUAUGGUACCUCGGAAUGGUACAAUGUUGGAUUAUGCGCUAAAGGAAAUGACUGGGACAAAAGUUGGAGCAUUGUCAUUUGGUAACAACUAUGUUGCGAUGGAGCCAAGCAUCUAUGAUAAUGGCUUUUCGGGAGUCUCGGAGCCAGUUUUCCUAGAUGGUGGAGGUCCGUCCAAAUACGUCUUCAACGCGUCUGUCAUCGAUAUUGCUCAAGUUCAUUGGGUUAAAAGUUUCUUGGAUCCUACAAAGACUACAAAAGGUUCUAAUGGUGCAUUGUUGCAUCUUCGAUUUGGCGCAAAAGGGAAAAAGAAAGUGAAGAAGCCGUUCACAUUUUUCCCUGACAAUAGCUCACAUCAUGUUAGAAAUAUGCAGGAGACUGCAACUGCAAUAUUUAAUGGAUCGCUCCCAAAGUUUUCAUCAGAUUUAAUUGAUGGUAUCAACAGUUGUGUAGAGAAAAUAAGGAAAAAACCAAAUACGUGUCGAAGUACUGGUGGAAUGUGCAGAUCUCAAAUGGACGACUUGACUGAAUGGAUCUAUGAUGAAACUGAAAAUGUGUUCUUAUAAUUUGAUUUCGCUUAAGUAAGAGUAUUCCUAAAAACGGAAAGAAAAUUAUUCAAAGUUGAAUAAAGAAUUUUUAUCG